AAAGAAAAUGAAACUGGGACAAAAACAAAGAAAAAGUGAGACUAAAUCCCAGAAUGCUGUCCGUCCGACACGUCCUUUUGUAGUGCGCGACGAGCACGCGGCGCAGUGACGUCAUUCGCCGCCUGCAGGGGUGCGAAGCGGGAGCGCACUCUCUCUUGUUUGUAAUUCUGCCAUUAAAGAAAUAUAUUUGCCGCAGCCGAGGUAUCCGAAGCGUGCUGCCAUGCUGGUGCCCAUCUUCACCCUGAAGCUGAACCACAAGAUCAACCCGCGCAUGGUCACAGUGGGCAAGUUCGAUGGGGUGCACCCGUGUCUAGCUGCAGCCACACAGGCAGGGAAGGUGUUCAUCCAUAAUCCCCACACACGAGCCCAACGGCAGGCCGCCCAUCGGCUGAGCCAGAGCGCCCACGACUCGGAUAUAUCCCUGCUCAACAUCAACCAGGCUGUCAGCUGCCUGGUCGCUGGCUCGCUGGAACCCGGCCAGGUGGGCGAUGCGCUCCUCGUGGGCUCCCAGACAAACCUGCUGGCGUACGACGUACACAACAAUGCUGACGUCUUCUACAAGGAGGUGGCAGAUGGGGCCAAUGCCAUUGUGUUGGGGAAACUGGGGGACAUCCCCUCCCCCCUUGCAAUCAUUGGGGGCAACUGUGCUCUGCAGGGAUUCGACCAUGAAGGAAACGACCAGUUUUGGACGGUCACAGGGGACAAUGUGAGGUCAUUGAUGCUCUGUGAUUUCACUGGAGAUGGAAAAAACGAGCUUCUUGUUGGAUCUGAGGAUUUUGAUAUUCGAGUUUUCAAAGAGGAUGAAUUGGUGUGUGAGAUGGCAGAAAAUGAGACGGUCACCUCUCUCUGCCACAUGCACGGCAGCAGGUUUGGCUAUGCUCUGGCCAACGGCACGGUUGGCGUGUAUGAUCGCACUGCCCGCUACUGGAGAAUUAAGUCUAAGAACCAUGCGAUGAGCAUUCAUGCAUUCGACCUGAAUGCCGAUGGUGUCGUGGAGCUGAUCACAGGCUGGUCUAAUGGAAAGAUUGAUGCCCGCAGCGACCGCACUGGUGAGGUCAUCUUUAAGGACAACUUCUCAUCUUCCAUUGCUGGGGUGGUGGAGGGUGACUACCGCAUGGAUGGCCAAGUCCAGCUCAUCUGUACCUCUGUGGAUGGAGAAGUACGGGGCUACCUGCCGGCCAGUAAGGAGAUGAAGGGGAACCUGAUGGACACAAGCGUAGAGCAGGAUCUCAUCCGUGAGUUGAGCCAACGCAGGCAGAACCUGCUGCUGGAGCUGCACAACUAUGAGGAGAAUGCUAAGGUGGUCGCAGGUGCUCCCAGUACUGAAGGGGAUGCUCAGAUGGGAGUCAUCCCAGCCAACACGCAGCUCCAGACUGCUCUCUGUGUUAAAGCUGCCACAGAGGCCCAGAAAGCCCACAUUGAGCUGAACAUCUCCACCCCUAACGAGACCAUCAUCCGAGCCGUGCUCAUUUUCGCGGAGGGCAUCUUCGAGGGGGAGAGUCACGUAGUGCAUCCCAGUGUCCAGAACCUGUCCGGCUGUGUCCGCGUACCCAUAAUCCCGCCAAAGGACAUCCCUGUAGACUUGCACAUCAAGGCCUUUGUGGGUGGGAGGAAUAGCACACAGUUCCACGUGUUCGAGAUCACGAGGCAGCUGCCACGCUUCUCCAUGUAUGACCUGCACGUGGACCCUGCGGCGCCCCAGCCUACUGGCAUAGUGUGUUUCGGCAUCAAUGACCGGCCACAGAGGGUGGUCAUGUGGUUGAAUCAGAACUUCCUGCUGCCAGAAGGUAUAGACGCUCCAGAUGUGAAGUUCACCUGCCUUCGUGGAGGAGGACUGUUGAGCAUCAGCAUGCAGCCCAGUGGGGAGAUCACACUGAAGACGGAUGACAUUGACCUGGCAGGAGACCUGAUCCAGUCUCUGGCCUCCUUCCUGGCCAUUGAGGACCUGCAGGCUGAAGCUGACUUCCCAGCGUACUUCGAGGAGCUGCGAGUGACUCUGACUGAGGUGGAUGAAUUCCACUCAGUGCACCAGAAGCUGACAGCGGCCAUGGCGGAUCACUCCAACCAUAUUCGCACUAUGCUGGUGCAGGCGGAGGAUGCGCGGCUCAUGGGAGACAUGAGAACCAUGAAGAAGCGCUAUAUGGAACUUUAUGACCUCAAUAGGGAUCUGAUUAAUGAGUAUAAAAUCCGGUGCAACAACCACAACGCCCUUAUCGCCUGCCUCAAGUCUGUUAACCAGGCCAUCCAGCGGGCAGGACAGCUGCGAGUGGGGAAGCCCAAAUCCCAGGUGAUCGCAGCAUGCCGGAAUGCCAUCAAGAACAACAACGUCAACGCCCUUUUCAAGAUCAUGAGAGCGGGAACGGCGUCUUCCUGAGGAAAGCCCACCGCCGGAGGCUCUGAAAUACACCCCUGGGCUAGAGAAUUGGCCCAGCCCUAAGGUGACCCCGUUGCUGGCGCUGGAGGAGAGACUGGACAGAACAUUUCAAUAAGAUCAUGGCCACUGUCCCCUUGGGACUCUUCUCUUCAUCAUAAGGGUGCCUCUGUGAGACACCGAGCCCCUGGGGGCUCCGGCGGCCAUCAAGGUAGCAGUUAGAGGAGCAGCUGAGUGAUCCUAACAGCCGGUGGUCGUAUGUGUGUGUCCUGGCAGAACAAUCGCCGUUUUGACCGUGUAUGUAUGUAUUUGUGUGUGUAUAAAUACAUACACACACACAGAGUGCUGGAAUAUUAUAACACAUUUCCUGUGGGUGUUUUUGGAAGUUGUAAAUAGGAUCUUUGUUCUUGUGUGUGCAUAUGAAACUAGUUGUAAUAAAAUGUUAUUCU
Molecule: messenger RNA, 2820 nt
Organism: Scleropages formosus (Asian bonytongue)
Lineage: Eukaryota; Metazoa; Chordata; Actinopteri; Osteoglossiformes; Osteoglossidae
Gene: bbs2
Product: Bardet-Biedl syndrome 2
Exons: 18
Coding region: 221-2374 (717 amino acids)
Biological process (GO): non-motile cilium assembly
Cellular component (GO): motile cilium; neuron projection; membrane
Molecular function (GO): protein binding
Source: RefSeq, a predicted model, not a curated record